ACAGAGAUAGGCAGAUGCCGUGAGAGUAAGAGGCGCAUGAAUUGCAGCUUCAGCUGCUUGUUUUAGAUAUGUAAUACCAGAGAAAAUGCUUUCACAUACAAGGCAAGAACUAACGGUCUUUGCCCAAAAGUUGAUAGACGAGUUGGCGAAAAUCCAUCAAGGAUGCGAGAUAUAUAUUGGUGCGGACGUAGAAAAUGAAAAGAAAUUGAAGCCAUCACGACCCCCAGGAAAAUGUAUAAUUUGGUCUGUGGGCGUGAAAGUGCAGCCAAGCAAACUGUCUCAAGGGCAUGAUGACGCAUCAACUAUCUUGGUGAAUGAUUAAGGAUGUGUAGUUCAUAUGUGUAAGCAUGCCUCUUGUUUGUGAAAAGAAAUAGGCGUGGUACUAAGUGGAUGAAAGACUCACCAGGAGAGACAGCAAAAUUUUAGUGGCCUCAUGAGGACAAGAAACGAAGAAGGUGGAUCCAUUCGUAGCGGCCCAACGUUCUGACCACAUGGGACAAAGCCGGUCCCAACUGGGCUUAAGCCGACCUUAAAAUAGGAGCCGAGCUAAAGGUGUAGGUAGCGUGGCGGCCAGCGUCAAGUACGUGUUGAGCGUGGGAUGGAAGGUCGCGAGUAUAAAAAUAUGCGUUUCGUUGAUUGGACGGUCGCGUGCUGCCCUUCUGCUCUUAGCCCUCGCUCUUCUCCUCACUCUUCUGUCUUGGUUUGAAUUGUCGUUGCUCCGCUGUCUCUCCCGAGGAGAAAGAAUGGUGAAGCCCGAGAGCCACAACAAGAAGGCGGUGACCAGAGGAGCAUGGACAGCAGAGGAAGAUAGGAGAUUAUCGGAGUACAUAAGGAUCCAUGGUGACAAGAAGUGGAGAUUUCUGCCUGCCAGAGCAGGUCUAAAUAGAUGUGGGAAGAGCUGCAGAUUGAGAUGGUUGAAUUACUUACGGCCAGAUAUCAAGAGAGGGAACAUAUCAGAAGAUGAAGAGGAUUUAAUUAUGAGGCUUCACAAUCUUUUGGGAAACAGGUGGUCACUGAUCGCCGGAAGAUUGCCAGGGCGAACAGAUAACGAAAUAAAAAAUUACUGGAAUACUCAUUUGAGCAAAAAAUCAUUAUCAAUGAGUGACCUAAACCUCAAAAUAAACCAGAAGUUGAAGAAGGCCCAGAAGCCGCUCCCACCAACAAGAACGUGCCCAGUUUCCUCUACGCCGGACAGCACCAACGAGAAGGCCGGCGGGGAGAGCGAGAGGCCGUGGAGCUGCCCGCUAGAUCAGGAUUUCGAUGUGCAAAUCGACCUCGAUAUCGACAAGUUUUUCGACUUCCCCACCACUGGUUCAGCUGCGACGGAGCAGGGGCAGAGCACCGGGAUGGUGGAAAUGAGCAACCGGCUGGUGCAGGAAUCGAGGGAGGAAGCUGGAUUCUUCAAGGGCCUGUUCCAAUAUUGUGAGUCGGAGAACCCUGAUGCCGGCCUCUGCUCCGACCAAUAUUCCAAGCUCGAGCAUCUCGACUUAGAGAUGAUCAGCAGGCUUCUGGAGUUCGAUGUGGAUGCGAACCAUCCUGCAGAGGGGAAUCUCUCUCUUUCUUAGAGAAGCAGCAUUGCUCCUUUAACCUGAUCUAAAUAAAUCCUUGAUUGUACAAAAAUGGGGUUGCUUCAUCUGCUGUCAUAAGAAUAAAGAUUGAAGGGCGUCAACUAAUUAUUUUUA
Molecule: messenger RNA, 1682 nt
Organism: Nymphaea colorata (pocket water lily)
Lineage: Eukaryota; Viridiplantae; Streptophyta; Magnoliopsida; Nymphaeales; Nymphaeaceae
Product: transcription factor MYB3-like
Exons: 4
Coding region: 744-1565 (273 amino acids)
Source: RefSeq, a predicted model, not a curated record